UAGUUUUGCAUGGACCUUUUUUACUUUGUCCUGUAAUCUUUUGCUGUCUCAGAAUUCUCGUCAUCCAAAAAUAGACGUAGUAGUAUAGUUAUGUCGAAGAAUUACAUAAAAGUGCUUUUGGAACCUUUUCGUGAGAGUAAAGUGUUGGGUUCACUACUGAAAUGGUUGGAGCCGCUCGCCAACAGUGGUUCUGGGGCUCAUGGGGUCGGAAAAGAUGAGGCGCCAUUGACCCGGAGCGGGGCUGCCAACUACAGCUCUGGCGUCCGCAAGGUGACGCUGAUCCCCGGCCAUGGGAUUGGGCCUGAGAUCACGGUGGCUGUGCAGAAAAUCUUCGAAGCCGCGAAAGUCCCCAUUGAAUGGGAUGAGGUCGACGUCACAGCUGUUCGGGGCCCAGAUGGCAAGAUGGGUAUCCCACAAAAGGCUAUUGACUCUGUGAAUGCCAACAAGAUCGGUCUUAAGGGUCCCUUGAUGACCCCGAUCGGUAAGGGAUACCGUUCCCUCAACUUGGCUCUGCGUAAGGAGUUUGAUCUAUACGCCAACGUCAGGCCUUGCAAGAGCAUGGAAGGCAUCAAAACCCUAUACGACGAUGUAGACGUGGUAACAAUCAGAGAGAACACGGAGGGUGAGUAUUCGGGCAUAGAGCACGAGAUUGUGGAUGGCGUGGUGCAGUCCAUCAAGCUGAUCACUGAGGAGGCGUCCAUGAGGGUAGCAGAGUUCGCCUUCGUCUUCGCCAAGGAGAAUAAGAGGAAGAAGGUCACGGCUGUGCAUAAAGCUAAUAUUAUGCGUAUGUCAGACGGUCUGUUCCUGAGGUGUUGCCGUGACGUGGCGAACAAGUACCCGGACAUCAAGUUCGAGGAGCGCUACCUGGACACAGUGUGCCUCAACAUGGUGCAGGAUCCCGCCAAGUUUGAUGUCUUGGUGAUGCCCAACUUGUACGGAGACAUCAUGUCGGACUUGUGUUCGGGUCUGGUCGGAGGCCUGGGCCUGACGCCGUCGGGUAACAUCGGCAAGAAUGGCGCCCUAUUCGAAUCCGUACACGGGACGGCUCCAACCAUCGCUGGCAAAGAUAUGGCCAACCCCACCGCAUUACUUCUGUCUGGAGUCAUGAUGUUACGAUACAUGAAACUACCUGAACAUGCUGAAAAGAUUGAGAAGGCCACCUUCAGGGUACUCCGGGAAGGCAAAGUCCUCACUCCGGACCUUGGAGGAAAGGGCACCUGUUCAGGCUACACCGCUGAGAUCAUCAAGUAUUUAGACAUGCCUGCUGACCAAGCUUCUGCAGACUCCAAAGAAGGUUCCUCAGGCCCCUGUUAAGAUGACAGGAAAUAGUGAGCGUCUGUACAAUCAUUAUUUUGUUAGAGACUAAAUACGAAUUGUAUUUGUAUUGUUCAACUACAUUCUGCUACUGACAGGUGAUAUCGCCAUUUCUCUAAUUUUUUCUUGCACUUUUUGAGAUUUUUUUCACAUUCCACACCUAUUUGUGGAAAGUAUUUUCUUUUACUUUUUUUUUUGUAUUUUUUCUUUGUUUUUUUUUUCAUCCAGUUGUAUGUAGUCUUCUAUCGAAAUUAUGAGUUUGCAGUGAUUAAGACCUUUUUGUUAAAAGAGGCGUUAGUUCAAUUAUUAGAUCAAAUUGUUGACCUACUUAGUAGUAAGCAGAGAUGGCUGACUGAGAUUCUAAGGUAUGCUAAAACAUCUCAGUCUGUGAUUUCACAACGGUGAAACUGCCAAAGAAGUAGUUAAACUUAAUUUAUUUCGCUAUUUAUACACAUUCCAUUUGUAGAACAUAGAUCUGCUUGUUGCGUUAGUUUUUCUUAUUUAUUGAAGAUUCGUGGUAUUGAAAUACAAGGAUGAUAAUUGAUAAGUAAUUAUUGAUACCCAAAGAUGUGAGAAGUUAUAUGAAUAUUGGAGAAGUCAAGAAACAUCUUUUCAAUUAAAUCAUUGGUUAGUUUCAUAUCCACCUGGAUGAUUAAAUAUUUUUUUGAGCCAUAACUUAUACACCGAGAUUUUGUUAACUAAUUUAAGUUACCAUUGCAGUUUUACAAGCAAAUAUACAAUAUACAGUAUUUUCCAAGUGUUGUACAUCAAUGCUGAAAUUCAAUACGUUUUUAGUCUUAUUUAUAUGGCAUUAGAACUUAAAAUAGUGUGAAGACAAUAUUAACAUUUAUUUUGGAGACAAUAGCAUUAGUGAUGUUUUAUGGCUGUUUAUUUUCAGUAUUUUAGUUGAAAUUAUGGAUAGGAUAUGACACGAGGUCGGAAUUAUAAUCGAUAAAAUUUACCGAUGUGUGAUGAACUUUGUUUAAUAUGUUUGGCAUUUUAAUUAUCAACAACAAGAGGUAUUAUUAAAUACUCAAGUUCAGUAUGACAACAUAGAUUUUACUAUUGAAUUUAUGACGGAAAAGGCAUCUCAAAUGAGAUUAAUGCUAAAGGUAGAAGACAAAUAAUUCAGGGAUUAGAGACUUUUGAAUGGAUUCGAAUGGACUAGAAGUCCCGACUUAAAGAUGGUCGGAAAGGAGGAUGUAGGUUUUAAUAAAUAAGGCGAUAAAAUGCAAGUUAAAAACCCAGUAAAUAGUUUUCUUAGAAUUUAAUGAACAUGAAGACAUUAGUUUUCGGUUUCAGUUCAAAUUGUUUUAUUUUGCUUUGAAGUCGGAUGUAAUCUGACAGUAAAAUUGUAACGGCUGUCGAGUUUAUUAAUGUACCUACAUGGAACUAUAGUGACAUUAUUGGAAAUGGAAUGAGAUUUUAAUAAUUUAAUUGCUAUAUUCUAUGUGUGCUUUCAAAUAACGGAGCUUUUUCAAAUCACUCUUGAGUUCUUUACACAAGCAUUUUAUAAGUUACUGACAGUAAUACUAAAUGCAUAAUGUGUAAACUAGCUCUUGAACCAAAAUACAUUCACUGCCUUAACUCUUAGAAAUAUGUAGGAUCUGUGCUUAAUCCAUAGAGUUUCUACCAUUCUAGAAGAUUAGCUGUUUGUAUUCUACAACCAAGUACACAAAACGCUGUGAAACCACGAUUGUAUUAUUUUAAGCCUAUAGUUUGGUAAAUUAUUAUGUAAAUAAGUAGCUGAAUAAAUGCAUUGAAGAAAUAAA
Helicoverpa zea (corn earworm) is the source of this 3086-nucleotide messenger RNA. It is a transcript of the gene Idh3a, whose product is annotated as probable isocitrate dehydrogenase [NAD] subunit alpha, mitochondrial. Lineage: Eukaryota; Metazoa; Arthropoda; Insecta; Lepidoptera; Noctuidae. The transcript has 7 exons. Gene Ontology annotation, biological process: tricarboxylic acid cycle; isocitrate metabolic process. The record is from RefSeq and is a predicted model, not a curated record. Bases 91 to 1314 code for a protein of 407 amino acids. Gene Ontology annotation, molecular function: isocitrate dehydrogenase (NAD+) activity; magnesium ion binding; NAD binding. Gene Ontology annotation, cellular component: mitochondrion.